This is a messenger RNA of Protopterus annectens (West African lungfish), 3481 nucleotides long. Its product is annotated as APC membrane recruitment protein 3-like. The transcript is spliced from 3 exons. Gene Ontology annotation, biological process: regulation of canonical Wnt signaling pathway. The record is from RefSeq and is a predicted model, not a curated record. Gene Ontology annotation, molecular function: phosphatidylinositol-4,5-bisphosphate binding; beta-catenin binding. NCBI's taxonomy places the organism in Eukaryota, Metazoa, Chordata, Ceratodontiformes, Protopteridae. Gene Ontology annotation, cellular component: plasma membrane. The coding region runs from base 425 to 2470 and encodes 681 amino acids.
CAGACAUUGCCACGGGGAUUGCACAGGUACCUGCUGCUGCAAUAGCAGUUACACACGGCAACGUGGAAGGGGUGGGGAUGGAGGGAGCACAUGAGGGUAGGGCAUUCUACGUUGGCAGGCAGCGUCUUGAAUGGCGCCAGCGGGUCUGGGGCUCUCGGUACCGGAGCUUGUAAAGGAGGUGGGUAACGGACAGUGUUUGGCGGGAGACGAAGAACCCAGGACCACGGAGCUGCAAAGGACAAGAGAGGAGGUGGUGAUAAACCAGAAAAACCUUUCCAUUGCUCAGAAACACUGAGCCAUGUUUUACUUGGAAAACUUGGAACCCGAUAAAGGAUUAAAAUGUGGAGGAUGAACUUAAAUCAUUUACUUCAAUGCCUCAAAUUGUCAACAUAACAUCGUCAAGCAGGAGUGCUGCUAAAGCAGAAUGGAAUCCAAAAAACUUAAAAAUAUCAGGAAAAACAACCUAUAUUAUCUAGAUGUCCAAGGACAGUCUUGUUGCUCUAAUGUUAGCGAGGAAGAAAACAGAAGAGUGAGCAGUGCAGUACUUUCAUUUGAUGCAUGGAAGACAAAAAGUCAUGAAAGUGAUGGCAGUAAACAAACUGAAGUAAAGUCUACACAUGGUUCUAUCAAUUCCACCACUGAUGAAAACCAGGGAUUUUGGUCAUCCUGUAAAUUUGUUCGGAAAAGUAAAACUCAUGAUUGUGUGAUAGGAGUGAGCAAGAAUCUUUCAUUUGCGCCUGAGGAUAAAGAUGAAAAUUUAGCCCCCAUUUGGAGAAGCAGAAGACUUGUUAACAGCAUCAGCUUUUCUGGGCUUGGUAGCCCUAGUAAAUCAAAAGGUUUGGCAGAAGGUGCAGCUAUACCUGACUGUGGUGGUAAAAUAAUUGAUUACAGGAAUUUUGUGCCACAAGAACCUUUUGUUCCUGCUGUGGCAAAGAGCAUUCCUAGGAAAAGGAUUUCAAUUCGGGGGUCCAGAAAAGCAUUCAAAGAUCUGUUUAAUGUAAAAAGCAAUAAACAUGACCAGAUGGUGUCGUUUGCAAAGAAGGACACAUUUGAUUUAUCUACAGAUUGUAACGACGAUGCUACGAUGAAAACAGCAAAAUGUAUUUUGAGAAUGGAAGAAGCCUUUGGAGGGGACAGCUUAGCAGGACAGGAUCUCUCAGAUGGCGAGUUCACUACGGACAUCUCAUAUGAACAUGUUGUUAGUGCCCUGUGGGAUGAUGUGGCUUCUCUUACAAGUUUUGAUUCUUUAACAGGCUGUGGUGAAAUAUUUGCAGAUGAAGAGAGUCACAAACUGUUGGAGAUGGAGAGGAGUAAAGGUCCUGAGAAAGAAGACCCAGAGUGUAAACCUAGCCCUGUGCUAGCAUCUUUCCAAGGUGGAGUGGAACAGCUUGCAUCCCCAGCACAGACUGAUGAGAUAGAAUUCACAAAGCUUUGGGAGAACAUUAAAAACUGUGUUAAAAACCAUGUUACCUUACUUCCAGAAACUAGGUCAAAUGCUGCAAAAGUUUCUUCAGGUAAUAUUAUCAAAGCAAAAAAUUCAUUGAAGGGCUCUCCAGGAUCCUUAGAAAUAGUUCCUGAAACAAUUAACCACAUUUCAAUAGACAAAGAGACAGCAAAACCUGUCCAUCAGGAAUCAGCAUCUAAUAGUGAUGAAGGAUACUGUGAGCCUAUCACUCCUGGACAAGAUGACUCUGUUACAGAAUCACUUGUACCAGCUUUGUCUGCAAAGUUUCCAAGAGAUACAUACAGUGGAGAUGCUCUUUAUGAGCUCUUUUAUGAUCCUGAGGACAGCAGUCCAAGUCCAGGUUUAGAGGAGGAGCAAUCUAUAUCGGAAAGCAUCCUAAGACAACCUUUUGAAAUCCCUCUCUCAAUGUAUAGUUUCCACAUAGGCGCUGAAGAAAAUAUGGCUUCUGAUUCUUCUCCUGGUUCUGUUGACCAGGAAUUAAUGCAGAGCAGACAGACAGGAGAAGACUGUGCCUUAAAACUGUGUGAUACAGAGUUCUCACUGGCUAUGGAGAUAGUGAACUGCCUGACAGAGGAAUCUGAGAAAAAAGAAGUGGUUUACAAUGCGAAUGCCAAAAUCCCAGCUCAACAACUAAUUGAUCUAAGAGCUACUUUAACUUCCAGUCUUUGCAAGAAAUGUCCAGUAAAAUCACUAUGUGCAUUAAACAGUGCUGGUCAAGUAUGCCACUUGGCUAAUUCUGUUAAUGAGCAAACUCUAGCCCAAGAGUGUGAAAGGCUGCUGCAUAUAAACAGCGAUGAAGUAAUUCAAGGUCAGUGUGAUAUUUCACAGAGGGAUAUACUUAACGAACACUCAGAAGAUGAUGACGUCAAGCUCUUGUCUCAUGCAGUUCAGUGUAAUCUAACUGUUAGUCAUGGUGAAGAAAGUGCACUGGUUGAUGACUGUAGUAUGUUUGGAUCUGCAAAAAUGAUUCUGGACUUGCAGCAAAUAACAACCCUGAAAGGAUAAUACUAAAUGUAGGAGAUAUGACAACAGAAGAAACACUCAUGAGGCUUGACAAAGAUAUGUCUGUGGCUUGGCAAAUAGAAACCAUUUUGUAAAGGUACUAUCUGAAUAUAGUGUGAAAUCCCCACAUCUUGCUGAAACAUUGAACAGUAAACAUAAAAAUCUACCACUGGCUAUGCCUGUUAGUGACAGGACUGAUGUAAAUUCCCUUUAGAGUUUAACCAUUACUUAAUAAAGGCAGCAUGCUUGAAAGUGAUCCGCUGGGGUUUUGGAGAGCAUCCUCUGUCUCCUGCUUUGAUCUUAAAGGUUAAGGUAAAAUUGUACAAAAAAGUUAGAAACAUUGCCACAGCACAGAACCAAGUGAGCCAGGUAAUGCACAAGGAGCCUAAUAUCACAGCGAGACAAGAUAGUGUGUACCAAAGAUGUUCACCAUUUUUUCUGCUUCUAGGGCUAUCAGUGAAAGGUGAUCUGUUAGUCAGAAUUCUGCAAGUGUAUGUAAUCAGGCCAGAUGCAGUUUAAAAGUGAAUUUUUCUUAAGAAAAACAAAAUAUAGUUGAAGCAUGUGACAGGAAUAAGUAAUCUUGACAAACUAAGAUGAAAUUAGCAGCACUCUCUGCUUUUAAAACGUUCACAAUUUUACAUAUGCUUCUGUCCUGAAAUCAUCCAUGUUGACAAGUAUUUUUUAUUGCUGCCAACAUCUAUUUGUUCAGCAGUAUCUGAUGUUUCAUAGGAAAAAGGCAGUUUAUUAGGUGAAGGGGGUAGACAGCCAGCAAGAAAGGAUAUAAUGAAAUAGAGCAUGACCUGAACAAAUUAAAAAGAAUUUGUUCACUUCUGAAUUUACUAAUUCACACCUGUUUGUGCAGCCCCCCUCUGAAAAUCAAUACAAAAAAAGAAAGCUGAAAUUAAAAAAUAGUGUAAUAGAAAGAUAUGGAAAGUCUUUAAUGUAAUAUAAAUAAUUUAUGUAUUCUGAGUAUGACAACUUUUGUUAAUAAUAAAUGGUGGAUUUUUCGACUCA